AAACAGUGUGAUUUUGGGGAUCAGGCGUGUGGAUUUUUGAAGGAUUGUGUACUUGUAACCCUCUUCUGCCAGUCAUUGGUGGAUAGAGGGAUCUGCACAUUACACAAACACCGGAGUGAUGAAAGCUGUGUAGUCUUUGCAUUGUUCUUGGAAAGUUGUGUGCCCCCUGUUACGAAUUCCCUGAGCAACUUUGGGAGUCUGCCUUUCUUUGGCCUUGUCUCCCUCCAGUUGGCCCAUAUAAAGGCUCAGCUGACACUGCACCAGCUGAAUGUGAUUACUGCCAGAAACUUCACUCCUCCUUUUACUGCUUUACCUGCACUUACCUUGCUUGAAUUGAACAAGGUUGCUAUGUCCCAUCCCAUGUACAAUCCCCGUGGGGGGCCAUUCUCCAGUGGCCAGAGGCCCAUUGCAGCGGGGCAGUAUGGUAUUGGGUCACAGUCUGGCCUGGACUUGGCAGGUGCUCACCUUGGCCCUGACUCCAUGUCUAGUACUCGCGGGGGAAUGACAGCAAAUCAGCAGAUGUCAUUUCCACCGAGUCAGCGUCAGCCGCAGGUUUCCCACAGCCUUGAUGCAUCUAUAGAUAUGAACAUUCGUGGAGCUCUUGAGGAAAUGCGUCUCGUCACCCAGAUGCUUCAACAGCCGAAAACAGUAGAUCCCCGCCUGAAGAAAGAUGUCAGAGACAAAGUGCUUUCUCCUGGAGGUGGUGGUUAUGCAGCAGCCAGUGUUUCAGGAAGGUCUGAUGAUGGGGACUGGACUGGUUACCAGGCUCCCAGCAAACUUUUUUCCUCCCCAAGUAUAGGUCAUUCCUCAAGUUCUUCACAGAGAUUUCAAUCUUCGGGUUUUGGCAGCAGUGCAGGACAGAGUGGUUUGGACAGCCAAUCUCCUUCAGAACAUCACCCUACACGUUACACUCCAGAGAGUGCCAGCAGCAUUUUAGCAAACUUUGGACUUUCAAGUGAGGACCUAGAGCUCCUUAGCCACUACCCUGAUGAUCAACUGACGCCAGACAACCUGCCAUUUAUUUUGCGAGACAUUCGCAUGCGCAAAGCCACAAGGAACAUCGCUGACUGUGAAAGAAGAUCAUCUGAUCUUCUGGUCUCUGAUGCUCGACAAGGACAAGUUAUUGAUUAUGGACAUUCUAGAAAAUAUGAUUUUCCUGAGGAGAAACCAGACAACUAUGCACAUGACCACCUUACUAAAGAAUCAGUCAAGUAUGGGAGGGAAGUCUCAAGUUCCUCCUUCGGUAAUGCUGACAAAAGUAAUCGUUCACAGCAAAACCUGGCUACUCCAGUUCUUACACAGGCUUCAAUUAUGGUUCCAAAGCUUCAGCAACCUCCAGCGAUGGCUUCAAGACCCACUCCACAAAGCCUGGAUAUCCAAGGUGCCAAGGCAAUCCCAAGAAGGCUGCCUACUUCCACAGCUGUGCCAUCGCCCAGCGGCCGUCCACCACAGAUUCUUUCCGCUGCUGCUGGUCCUCUACCUUCUAUGGUCCCGAUGAUCUCUGGAAGUUCAUUUGCAUUUGCUCCACCUCUAAUCACGACUUCAGCUGCAAAGAGGUUACCAACUCCCACCAUGAUGAAUGAUUACUCAGCUGCUAGCCCAAGAAUCUUUCCCCAUACAUGCUCUCUAUGUAACGUAGAAUGUGUCCAGACUAAGGAUUGGAUUGAACAUCAGAACACAUCCCUUCACAUUGAAAGUUGUAGACGUCUUAGAAAACAAUAUCCUGACUGGAAUGCAGAGACUAUUCCCCUUACAAGAACUCCUAGCCCCAAGCGCCACCAUGGUUCAUCCAGUCAUCGUCAGCGGUCUUGCUCCCGUUCGAGGUCACGGAGCCCUCGGAGGUACCGCCGCACACGUUCUCGAAGCCGGUCCCGGUCCCCCCACAGGAAAAGUCGUGGCUCACCCUCAUACCGGCGAAGGUCUCGCACCCCACCGCGUCGCAGGUCUCGCAGCCCACCACGCCAGCGGUCUCGCAGCCCACCGCGCCAGCGGUCUCGCAGCCCACCACACCAACGGUCAAGGUCACCAGGCUACAGCAGUAGUAGGCGCUCUCCUCCACGGAGUUCUCGACGAGUGAGUCCCCGAAGGAGCAGUCCUUCUCGCUUGCAGAGAUCAAGCAGCAGUGAAAGACUAGCGAAAAAACUUCUGGAGUCUUCAGAAUUAUCUUCAGUGACUGACAGUAGUGCUCUGAAGGCAAUGGUGGAAUCAUUGGCCCCUGCACUGUUAGCUGAGCUAGCCAAGAAGCGGAGCAGUUCCUCAUCUUCAAUGAAGAGUAGCAGCAGUAGAAGGCGAUCAUUAUCUCCUUCCUCUAAAAGGAGUGAAUCCUCCAAGUUGAGCAGCUCAUCUGCCAUGAAGACUAGUUUUUUCAAGAGUGUGAAACCUAAGAAGCUAGCCGGUCCUGGGACAUCCUGUCUGUUAAGAUUAAAGGGUAUUCCUUUUGGGACUACGCGCCAAGAGCUAGUUGCCGCUGUUGAGCCUUUUGGGGCGAUUCACACUGCCAUUCUCCUUAAAGCCAUCUCAGAGGCAUCCGUGUGUAUGGAAAGAGAGGAAGAUGCCAAAGCCUUGGUCAGCUGUAAAGACCUGAAGCUGCAUGGGAAGAUUGUUGAAAUCUGUAUGGAGAAGGAGGCCAGGGUUGAACUAAGGGUCCCUGAACAUGAGAAGAAACCGAUUGCUAAGAAAAAGGAAUCCAAACAUGGCCCAAGCAAGUUGUCACAAGCGGCAAAAGGUAAAGUUGUGCCCAAGACAGCACAAACAACUAAAGCUAAAGAUGUAUUCAAGAUGUCGGCAGCAGCUAAAGCUAAAGAUGUUCAUAAGAUGUCAGAAGCAGCUAAAGCUAAGCAUGUGCCUAAGAUCUCUCAAGUGUCUAAAGUUAAGGAGGUUCCUAAGUCACAGACGGCUAAGGGGAAACAAAAUGUCAAGGUCAAGCCUUCUACAAAAGGCCCAAGAGAAACUCCAGGGAAAAAGAUUGUAAAGAAGGAGGUCCCAUGGAGGAGGAAUAUAGUUGAGAUAACUGGUCUUCCAGAGGAUGGAAUUACUGAGGAGGAUCUCUCAAAUCUUGCUAGUCCCUAUGGUUUUAUUUCAAAACCUGUUAUUGCUAUCACCCAGUACAAGGCAUAUCUGGAAAUGCCUAAUACAAAUGCAGCUGAGACACUGGUUAAAGCAUAUGCUGAGACUCCAGCAAAACUACAGGAGAAAGAGAUAAGCAUCACAAUGAUGAACAAACCUGUUGACCUUCAUAAUACAGAAUCAGUAUUCAGAGUACUGAUGGGAAUGGACAUGUUGUCUCCCACUGAACUUGCAACGCUCCCUGAGCGUCUCCUCGCAGUCAAUAAUGUACCAUAUAAGGUUGGCGCAAUCACUGAAAUUCACAACCUUGUUAAACGUUUCGGCUCCUAUAAGCAGUCUUUGGCCCUCAAUGGAAGGAUCAUUUUUGAAAUGGAUACCACUGCUAUUGCUAGGUCGGUCUAUAGUCGGUUCCGAAAGUUUCCAUGCAUCAUACAGAAUCAUUCACUCACCUUCAGCCUUGCUAGAAUGCCCAGGGUUGCUGACCAGAUUAAAAAGAAACCUGAUGCUAAAGGGUUUAAACAGCCUGCCAAAAAUCGGAGUACAAAUGCAGUUACUCCAACUCGAGCCCCCUCAGUUACUGAGGGAAAAGCAAAAGUUGGUUUUAGUAAAAGCACUGAAAAUGUCAAAGAAACUAAAGCAAAGAUUGAGCCAAGCACUAGUGCUACAUCCACUAAUGAAAUUGCAGUGGCAAUGCAGGCCCCUGUGGGUGAAUCCAGCUUAUCUAGCAAAACAAUUCCAAGUGACUCUAAUGACUCUCAGAUGGACACCAGAGCUAAUGAAACUGUUUUAACUGAAAGCUGUGAAUCCAAAAUGGGCAUCUCUGAAAAUGAAAAUAAGGUUGACCUCCAAAUGGAAAAGACCUUGGUGAAGACCAAAGAACCAGAGUCAGGACAUAGUGAUGUGCUUCCAGUCACUGAAGAAGUUCCACUAUCUUUGGACACAACAAAGCAUGCUGAAGACUUGCCAACUGAACCAACAGAGCCUGCUGAAAACCUACAAAUGGAAACGGAGCAUGCAGAAAACCUACCAAGUGAAACAACAGAGAAUGUUGAAAAUCUACAAAUGGGAACUGAGCUUGCUGAAAACUUACCAACUGAACUAACAGAGCAUGCUGAAAACCUACAAAUGGAAACGGAACAUGCUGAAAACCUACCAAGUGGAACAACAGAGAAUACUGAAAACGUACACGUGGAAACAACUGAGCAGACUGAAAAAUCAAAAAUAGACACAAAUGAGCAAACCGAAGAUGUACCAGUUAACAUAAAUGAGCAUCCUGAAAAAUUAAAAACAGUCUUAGUUGAGCAGGCUGAAAAUGCUGCUGUGAAUACAUCAAAACAUGUGGAAGAAUCAUCAUUGGAGGGGCAUUGUACAUCACUACCAAAAGAUGCUUCAAAGGCUGUUGAACAAGUGCAAGUUGAAGACAAUAACCUAACAGAUGACUGUGUUGUUCAGCUGCCAUCAGUAGUGGAUACUAAUACAGUAGCUCUGACUGGUAGUGACAGUGAAGUAAGUACCAUGGAACCUGUUGUUUUGGAAAAUGAGCUACAGCAGACCUUCAUAAAGGAGUCCAUCCAGGAUAGUGAGGUCACACAGGGCAAUUUGAGUCCUAUAAACCAGAAUGACGUUCAACUUAAUGAUGACCUAAAGGGGCAUGAACCACUUCAAACUGAUACUCCUCUGCCAUCUUCUGAACAAAGCCAGGCUGAAAAAGCUGCAACUCUGCAAGGGUCUCUUCCCGGUGAUGACAUGACGCUGGGCUUUCCACCAGUUACACCAGAGAUCUUGAAGGCUCUCGAGGCUGCAGUCCAUCAGUGCCGUCUGCAGUCCUCCAUGAAACGUGCUGAGGAGGAAGCCACUCGAAAAACUGAGGCGGAGAAGAAUUCCGCUGAGAAAGAUGUUUCACAAGUUGACAGGAAAGUAACAAAAACUGACAAGCAAAAAACCCAAGAAAAGGGAAGAAGACCCCAGAGUUCUAGAACUACUAGAAGCCAAAGUAAAAGAGCUGAGUCACCAGAAAGGGAGCUUUCUUCCAGACAGAGAGUCAAGGCUGCUCCAAAAGAAGGGUCUCCCACCACUAGUAAUGAAGGAUCUUCAAGUUCUUCUACUGCAUCUCGCAAAACCAGGCAAGAGAGCAGCACAGUUUUAAGGCAGUCACGGGAGCGUGAGGAGGAUGGCUACAAGACCCGUAGUAGCAGCAGAAGUACACGUUCUUCAAGGAGUGAUACAAAGACAAAGAAACCUGGAAAGCCAAAAGAAGAAGAGGUGCAAGCUUUUGAGGAACCUUUUCCCUUCAACCUAGAUGAAUUUGUAACUGUGGAUGAGGUUGGAGAGGAGGCAGAGGAGCACACUUCUCCUUCCAGCUCAGCACACUCUAAAUUGGAGGAUGACCCCAAAUCUACAAUGACAAAAUCAGUACCAAAAAGGAAAUCCAGUGCUGAUGCUAGUUCGGAAAAGUUUAAGAAGCUGCCAUCUAGACCAUCUGCAGAUACUGAAGCAGAGGAUAAGAAAGCUACAGAUAUGAUGGAAAAAGAAACUAUAAACUCUGGGCCAGUCAAAGAGAAAGAGGCAGAAAAGCUGGAAAAAGUGGCAGUUAAUAAUGAUGUCCAACAAGAGACAGUUCACCAAACUGUAUGUGGUGAAAUAGAAAAGGAAGCAACAUUAACACCAGAAACACUAGAAUCUGAGGUUAAAGACAAGGAGUCUAUUACUAAGACGAAGGCAUCUUUCAUCAGUGAAGAGUCAUCAAAUAAGGAAGUCUCCAAGAUGCAUGAUCCCAGCCAAAUAGAUUCAUCUGCUUUUGAAUUAAAGCAUGAGCCCCUUCAAGUGUCUGAGCUACUGGAACAGGAGUCACCUGCAGAUUACCAACCAAAGAGGUCAGACAAUGAACUAAGAGAGACAAAGACCAAGGAACUUCCAUCCCAAGAUGUCCUGGUAACUCUUGAUGAGGUGGGUGGUGAAGAUGGAGAUUUUGCUGAUGAAGCUGAUGAGGAAGAGCUUCUGAAACGCCAGGCUGGUGAGAAUCCUGAAGCACUAUUAACUGUUGAUGAGGUGGGAGGUGAUGAAGCAGAAGCUGAGGAGGAACAUUUGAAGAAAGUACUUCAGGGCCUGGUCACUCUUGAUGAAAUUGUUGAAGAUGAGGAUGAUGCAGGCUCUUUUAACCCUGAAGCUCUUGUUACCCUGGAUGAGGCGAGAGGUGAUGAAGAAACAGAAGAAAGUGAGCAGGCUAAAAUCAAUCCUGCCAGGACUGAAGUUGAUAAAUCAACCCAGCCUGAGGUGCCUGUGGAAUCAUCUUUCCUAGUGGAGGAUGCCUGUGAUAUAGAAACACUGCGCAGAAUGAAUUUUGUGACUGUGGAUGAAGUGGGUGAGGAAGAGGAAGAAAAGCAAGAGCAGCUGGUUGAAGAGAAGGUGGAAGAGGAGAAACCUCUAACCAGGAGAGGUGGAAGGGCUAAGAAAAGAUCUCGACAGACACCAGUGAGGAAGUCUACUCGGGGGAAGAGGGGGAAGUCUAGUAACCAAGUAGAGGAACUCCCUGAGCGCAUACCUCAGGAGGAACCAGCUUCAAUCGAUAAUGUGCCCCCCUCAGUUACAAAUUCAGAAGAAAUAAGCAUCAAACUACCAGAAAACCAGAAACCAGACGAUAAACCAGAAGAAGAAAACGUGAAAGAAAUGGAAACUUCAACCUCACCAAACAUACAGACUACUGGAACAGAGGAAGAGAAGCCUAAUCUCAACAAACAGGAAGAUGAAGUCAUGGUCAAGGAGAGUAAUGCUGCUGGAGAUGCAACUGAAAACAGAGCAGCAAUAAAAGAGGAAUCUAAACGAAAGCGUGAGGAUGAGCUGAAUGAGGAGCCAAAACCUAAGAAGUCUUGCUCACAGCCCUUAAUAACUGAUGACUUCACUCUUCCCCCCUUUACCCCUGAUAACCCUAUCGGUGUGGACUUUGUGGUUCCCAAGACUGGAUUUUUCUGUAAACUCUGCUCUUUGUUUUAUGGAAAUGAGGAAACUGCAAAGAAAACCCACUGUAGUAGUUUACGGCAUUACGAAAACAUGCAGAAAUACUACGAGAAGCUCAAAGCUCAGAGUGGCAUCUCACCUCAGACAACAUCCACUCAGAAUUCAUCAUCUGAUUAGACAGAUUGAUUCUAUAUUUUACUUUUGUGUUAAUUCUGGUAAAUGGGUCCAAUAUUAUGUUGUAUGUGUAAGAUUUUUGUUUUUGUUUGUUUGCUGACAAUUUGCAUUCAUACUGAAAGCUGAUUUCAACCUCUGUUUUUCAAUAAAUUCAAUAAUUAAUUUAGAUGUUACAUGGAAAUAAACAUGUUUUAGUAAAUGGUUA
Hemibagrus wyckioides is the source of this 7399-nucleotide messenger RNA. It is a transcript of the gene znf638, whose product is annotated as zinc finger protein 638. Gene Ontology annotation, cellular component: nucleus. The transcript has 25 exons. Lineage: Eukaryota; Metazoa; Chordata; Actinopteri; Siluriformes; Bagridae. Gene Ontology annotation, molecular function: zinc ion binding; RNA binding. The record is from RefSeq and is a predicted model, not a curated record. The annotation marks the transcript as partial.